This is a messenger RNA of Mytilinidion resinicola, 1477 nucleotides long. RefSeq lists its product as uncharacterized. Bases 103 to 1395 code for a protein of 430 amino acids. The record is from RefSeq and is a predicted model, not a curated record. The transcript is spliced from 2 exons. Lineage: Eukaryota; Fungi; Ascomycota; Dothideomycetes; Mytilinidiales; Mytilinidiaceae.
AAUCAAUGGUAUCGCGAGAAUGAGAUCAGCGAUGCGGAUAGUAGCGCUGCCACAGCUUCGCAUCAACAUUUCAACGAGACACUAGGUCGAGCUUAUGAAGCUAUGUUUGCUCGAGAAGAUGAGAAAAAUACGAAAGCAUCGGAGCAGCCCUCGGCUGUUGCUACUGAUACGAAGACGAACCGAUUUGAAGUUCUUAGCAGCUUGAUCGAGCAAGAUCAAGACGAUUUCAACGUCGAGCCUUGCAAUGGAUCCGCUCUGCCGGACGCAUCUGACAUCGAACGAUCGACGAUCAAAGACAACCUACUUCAAGAUGUGCUCGAUAUUCGUCUUUACGUCUUGGAAAUGGACUCCAUUUGUACUGCUGUCAAACAGUACUGGUGUCAGGCUGCUAUGGGAGCUAUCCCGCUACCGUUCGCUGCAUGGCUGCCGAACGCUGGCUACUAUGCACUCAAGAACAUCGCCUCCGUCUACUCACCUGCUAUUGGAGGUCAUCAAGGACUACUAGAGCGUUAUAUCCUCAAGGAAACUGGCCUAAUGAUUCGUGGCAUUAACGUCGCUGAGGAAGAAGCACGCAGAUCUAGCCAAGAGCCUCUUUACCAACAAUUCUCAAAUGGCCUCGGACUAGUCACGCCAGCACAUCAACUACGAACUUUCCGGGCCACAAAGCAGAAAGAUACUGCCUUUAUGGAAGUUGUGGAAAAGCAGCCUAUCCAAAAGUUCUUCUUGUCCGCUCGCGAAGAAGCACAUCAGCAAGAGAUGUUCAUGCAAAUAACGGAGAUGACGGUCAGCAACACAUCUUUGACGACGUUACCAGAAGACGAAGCCUCGAAAGUCCUGCAACUAGCCGAUCAACGACAAGCUAUGGAUAGAAAUGCGAUUGGUUCUAUCCUACGAAGCAUCAAACAGCUUUCGCUCAUAGUCGGAGAGAAGUACGGCGUUAAACGCAAAGAGAUGCAGAUUCUUCUGCCCGAGGUCCGCAACUAUCUCCAAUCAAGAUCUCGUGACUUCGCAUAUACGCCCAUUGUAUUUGGGGUGCAACUCAUGCUAGAGACAUGCAAGAACUUUGUCUGGAAAGACGAUGUUCCAAACAAUAUCAAUUGCCGGAUCAAAGCCCUUGUAUUUCCCAAAGAAGUCAGGGAUGCGAUUUGUGAAAUCCGCAGGCCUGAAAUAACAGACAGCCACACCCAGGCUAUGGCGACUAGGCUGUACAAUUUGGCUGGAUGGCUCUAUGACUAUCUGAAAGAAUCCCGUUUCGAUAUGUUUUACCAAACCUCGUGGGUAGCCGGCCGUCAUAUGACCAUGAUCCUAACGCUGUCGAUGGAGGCCGGAUCGUCUCUCUGUAACGAACGUGGUGCCUUUGGAAUAGUUCUGUGGAUGUACAACAUCCUUCGCUAGCUGACGGAUACCUGCCCAAAGAUUGAGUUCUUAGAGAAGCUCUGCGACAUGUUCGUCGAGCUAGUUUUCCUUAGCAGCCGGC